AUGCCGUCUGACAUCUUAUUUCGGCUGCAAGGUGCAGUGUGCAAUGUCUUGUGGCUUGCAGCAGCUCUGCUGCCACUGUCCAUUGCCAGUUUGGUUUUCUAUCGUCUGUACUUGAGCCCUCUGGCGAAUGUUCCUGGGCCUAAGAUUGCUGCGGCAACGUCUCUCUACCAUUUCUACCAUGAUGUGAUUCGUGACGGACAAUAUGUCUGGGUUGUGCGUGAUAUGCACAAGCAGUACGGACCGGUGGUGCGUAUUAGGCCGGAUGAGAUCCAUGUCAAUGAUCCCAAUGCUAUCGAUGCUGUCCUUGGCACGAUAGGCAAGCGGCGGAACAAGUACAAGGUCACGCUCAAUGGGUAUAUGGCAUAUGGAUCUGUUCUGGGCACCGAAAGCCAUGAUCUCCAUCGUCACCGUCGCGCAGCACUCAACCCUUUCUUCAGCAAACAGUCUGUGCGCAAGCUCGAGGGGACUCUGCACAAUGUAGUGACCAAAGUGGUGCAGCGACUGAGAGAACGUGCCGCGAAGCAGGGCCCUGAAGAAGGAAUCGUGAAUCUCAACGUUCUUUUCGCCUCGAUGACCAGUGACAUUGUCACCAAGUAUGCACUUGGCGAAAGCUGGGGCUAUCUGGACAUGAAGGACUUGAACGAGCAGGCGUACCGUGUGAUCUCCGCCAGUUGCAGUGGAUUCCAUCUCACCACGUUUGCACCCUCCGUGACCAGUAUGAUAAGGCGGUUGCCACGCAGUGUGAUGAUGCGCUUGAUUGACAUCUCUUUCUUCGAGAAGAUGGUGAAGUCCAACCCUUCUGAUGCGGUCUCCAACAACAUCUUCUACAAAAUGAUCACAUCCGAGCAGCUUCCCGAAGCCGAGAAGACGACGAAGCGUCUGAUCGACGAGGCCCGGAUCGUCAUUGCCGCGGGGACCGAUACAACCGCUCAAGCCCUUAAAGGCAUCACCUUCGAGAUACUGCAGAACCCACAGAUCCUUGCAAAACUCAAGCGGGAGCUUGAACAGGCCAUCCCGCUGUCCGACAACGACGAUGAGAUCAUCACGGACUUGCCUCGAGUAUCAGAUCUGGAAGAAUUGCCAUACCUGUCUGCCAUCAUCGAAGAAGGACUCCGCCUGUAUUCCGGCUUCUCGUACCGGCAGGAGCGCGUCUCCCCGGACGAAGACACCGUGAUAAAGACAACCUUCCGCGGACAAGAAAAGACAUACAUUAUCCCGAGGGGUACAUCGAUGGCUAUGACGGCCCCAAUUCUACACCGUCACGAAGACCUCUACGGACCGAACCCAGACACCUUCGAUCCAGACCGGUACCUGAAAAACAAGCACCUGAGCAAAUACAUGAUUACCUUUUCGCGGGGCCCGCGACAGUGCGUGGGCAUCAACCUCGCCUAUGCGGAAAUGUACCUUGCCCUCUCGACCAUCUUCCGCCGCUUCGACCUCUACGACGGGACGGACACGCAGACAGUCCCGACGAUGGAGCUGUACCAGACCACUCGCGACGAUGUGGUGAUGGUGCGGGACCGGGUGGCGCCGUUUGUCAAGACGGGGAGUUUGGGGGUGCGGGUGAAAUUGAGGCUUCCAGCAUCCUAA
This is a messenger RNA of Penicilliopsis zonata CBS 506.65, 1590 nucleotides long. RefSeq lists its product as hypothetical. Gene Ontology annotation, molecular function: iron ion binding; monooxygenase activity; oxidoreductase activity, acting on paired donors, with incorporation or reduction of molecular oxygen. NCBI's taxonomy places the organism in Eukaryota, Fungi, Ascomycota, Eurotiomycetes, Eurotiales, Aspergillaceae. The transcript is spliced from 7 exons. The record is from RefSeq and is a predicted model, not a curated record. The coding region runs from base 1 to 1590 and encodes 529 amino acids.